Molecule: messenger RNA, 969 nt
Organism: Gaeumannomyces tritici R3-111a-1
Lineage: Eukaryota; Fungi; Ascomycota; Sordariomycetes; Magnaporthales; Magnaporthaceae
Exons: 1
Coding region: 1-969 (322 amino acids)
Molecular function (GO): phosphatidylcholine lysophospholipase A1 activity
Source: RefSeq, a predicted model, not a curated record
AUGCACGCAAAGGCCAUCCUCAUCGGCCUCCUCUCGGCCUCGGGGGUCAUCGCCGCCGCCUCCCCAGACGCGCCGCUCCAGGCCCGCGACAGCAAGCACGUCCUGGGCAAGGACAAGACGCUCCGCAUCAUGGCGCUGGGCGCCUCCAUCACGUACGGGCAGGGCUCGGACAAGACGGGCGGCUACCGCCAGGAGCUGGUGCGGCGGCUCAAGGACGGCAAGAACAAGGUCGAGAUGGUGGGCGAGCGCGGGCAGGGCGACUUCCCCGAGAACCGCGUCGAGGGCUGGCCCGGCAAGCGCAUCGACGAGAUCAAGAAGGACCAGAUGUCGUCGGUCGAGAAGCUCAAGCCCGCCAUCGUGCUGCUCAACGUCGGCACCAACGACGCGGUGCAGAACAAGGACAUCGACAAGGCCGGCGAGCGCUACGAGGACCUGGUCAGGGAGAUCCUCAAGAAGUCGCCCAAGGCCGUCGUGCUCGCGUCGAACCUGGUGCACAACCGCAACAAGGACACCGAGGACCGCGUCAAGAAUAUCAACAAGCAGAUCGAGCGCGUCGCCAACAAGCUGAGCAAGGACACCAAGCGCGUCGUCUUUGUCAACAUGUUCGACCAGGGGCCCAACCCGGACAAGAAGGACGGCGAGAGCGAGUACCACGACGACACGCACCCCAACGAGCGCGGCUACAAGAAGAUGGCCGAGGUGUGGGAGAAGGCCAUCAAGGAAGCGGACGAGCGCAAGCUGCUCAAGCCCGGCAAGCUCCGCAAGCUCCUCAACAAGGCAGGGGAGAAGGUCAAGAAGCUGGCCGACAAGCCAAAGGAGAAGCUCAAGAAGAUGUCGGAAAAGAAGAAGGACAAGCUCAGCAAGCAAAAGACAAAGAUGCUCGACGAGAUCCGCAAGAUCAUCCAGGACGAGUUCAAGAAGGUCGAGGACGCCAUCAAGGACCUCAAGAAGGACAUUAAGAAGAACUAG